ACGCUGCAACGAGAAAUGCGUGAAUCACGUCAGUGACCAGCAACACGAGACAGUGAAAGUGGCCGCGGUGGUUGCGUCGUUGCAUGAUAUCUGUGGCAAUCCCCUUCUUGUCUUCCGCCGGUUUGGCUAGCGAUGAUCGCUCAAGAGAAGCCGUACGCGCUACCGCUACGUAUUGAUCGUAAACCAAAUUCCCUUCAGUUCACGCUCGCUGCCUGCCAAGCCGGUGUCGCGUCGCCGUGAGCUUGCCUCGGAGCAGCAAUCACUGCAAGUCAGUCGCACUGUAAAGUGUCCUGUGUUUACAUCACGUGGAAAUUGGAUUGGCGUCACUUCCGCACACGCCAGCUCGCAAGCAUGGCAGCGGGUCUGGGCAGCAUGUUUUAGAACGUCGGAAUCCCCACGAUCGGCUUUUUUUCGCGAUGCAGUAGGGCGCCGUCCGAGGCCCGGCCGUGGUCGACCAGCAAUGUUCAGCCGGGUCAAGAAUGCCCUCUACAACGUAGUGGGCGGACUCGACGCCCUGCCGGCGGUGAGGGACGGCGAAGCACCCGGCGACGGUGACAAGCUGCCACUCAAGUUUAAGUACACGAGGCCUAGCUUCCUUCAGCUGACCACCGACGACGAAGUGCAAGUGUCGGCCGACCAUGUCAUCAGGCCCAUCAUUGUGCCGCGAGACGUGAGCAAGAUCCCGUGGAACGCCGGCUAUGCAGAGACCAUCAACGCGGGCAAAAGCCUGCGCAACGAGGACCAGGCUGCCGUGUACCGCGGUGCCGUGCGGCGCGGGGCACACGGAGACGGCGCCGAGCUGCCGUGGGUCUACUUCGCGCUCUUUGACGGCCAUGCAGGCUCCGGGGUGGCCGUGGCCGCGUCAAACGUGCUCCAGCGGGUGCUGCAGGACAAGUUGAUGAGCGUGAUGGAGUUGCUGGUGCCGGAUGGCGGGGCCUCUGCGCCCGAAGGCGGCUUCCUACCCUUUGGCGACCGCAAGAUCACUGCCGACAGUCUCGUCAUCGGAGCCCUGGAGACUGCCUUCUGGGACAUGGACCAGCAGAUCGCGCGCGACAAGAAGCAUUACAAGAUGACUGGCGGCUGCACCGUGCUCGUGGCACUUUUCAUCCUCGGGAAGCUGUACCUUGCCAACGCCGGUGACAGUAGGGCCAUCAUCUGUCGUGGGGAACAGGUGAUCCCCAUGUCUUGCGACUUCACACCCGAGACAGAGAGGUCGCGGAUCAAGCAUUUGGGCAUGCAGUGCCCCGAGCUGCUAGGCAGCGAGUUCACCCACCUGGAGUUUGUGCGACGCCCGGUGCGAGCUGACCUAGGCAAACGCCUGCUGUGCCGGGACGCCUUCAUGACCGGCUGGGCAUACAGGACGGUGACGCUCGACGACCUCCGAUUUCCACUUAUUUACGGAGAGGGCAAGAGGAGCCGAGUCCUGGCUACCAUCGGAGUCACCCGAGGCUUUGGAGACCAUGACCUCAAGGCACAAAGCAGCAAUGUGGACAUCAAACCAUUCCUUACUCCGGAGCCCGAGGUUCGCAUCUUUGACGUCUGUGCGGAGGAGCUUACGGAUGGCGACGUACUCGUCAUGGGUACAGAUGGCCUGUGGGAUGUGCUGCCCAAUGACAGGGCAGCUCAAAUUGUGCUCAAAUCGCUUGACCACUUCCCUGCUAGCGACACUCAGCGUUUCAAGUUCAGGUACAUCUCCGCCGCCCAGGACCUUGUGAUGCACUCCCGGGGCAAGCUCAAGGAACGGAGUUGGCGGACAGUGGACAACCGAGCGGCCACCAUCGACGACAUCAGCGUGUUCGUGAUUCCGCUGCUGGGCUACCAGGAGGAGCACCGGGUCUGGAUGGCUUCCACGCGCCAACAGCCCGAGCCCCAGGCGCAGUCACAACCACAGGCGCAGCCGCAGCCUCAACCGCAGCCACAGCCGCAACCACCAGCCAGGACGUCGUCUUCGCCGCAGUUGUCACCGCCGCCGCAACCGCAACCUCAACCCCCAGCUGACGCCUCCUAGGUUUUAUUCCUUCUUGUGAUCACUUGUGUAUGUAUCAUAUCUUCUGCUCCUCCCUCUCAACUUCGUGCUUGCUAGACAUUCCCCCCAACUGGCGCCAUCUGCAUGCGCCUCUGGAAGAAGAAAUGGGGACCCUCCGUGGGGUCUCAAGGCACUUGCACUUUCCUCCGGCCCGCCAACGGAUCCGGACCACGCCGCCGCCGCGGCUGUAGCUGCUGAUGCUGUGCCACAGACG
Rhipicephalus sanguineus (brown dog tick) is the source of this 2240-nucleotide messenger RNA. RefSeq names its product protein phosphatase 1H. Gene Ontology annotation, molecular function: protein serine/threonine phosphatase activity; cation binding. The record is from RefSeq and is a predicted model, not a curated record. The transcript is spliced from 9 exons. Bases 461 to 2008 code for a protein of 515 amino acids. Lineage: Eukaryota; Metazoa; Arthropoda; Arachnida; Ixodida; Ixodidae. Gene Ontology annotation, biological process: protein dephosphorylation.